AUGAAAGCAAGUGAUAGCAGUAAUUACAUGCGCAGCCUUUCGACUAUUCUUGAAAAAAUUUCGAGGUGGAAGAAUAAGAAACCACUGAAUAACAAUGGUACGUCUACUACAGUCAUCCAAAAACAAACACAAAAAGCAUUCAUCCCUACCGAAGUUUCAAAGCAGACGAAGGACUUGAAAUUCAGUGAAAGCAAAGCUUAUUUUGGAAUUGAUAAGCGAAAACCACUACAUGAAACGAUAGUAGCUGCUUCGCAGUCCUAUCUGGAAGCUUGCGAUUCUGCAACUCAUAGACGGAAAGUAACAGUAUCGUUUUUGAGCAGUUUUGCGGCAAUAUGUUUCUACUUCUGGUAUUCCAGAAAGGAUUAUGAUGGAUUUUUGAAUGCUCCUAAAUACGAAGUGGUACCAACCCUGAAAAGGUAUGCUUUACGCAAGCAGAUAGAAGAAGCAAAUAAAAGCGGAAAAGAUACGGCAUAUUUAAAGGCGGCGUUAGAAUAUGUUGACGUAGAGGAAGCUGUCUACCGAGCCGAAGAGGGUGCCUUUACGCUUGACAGUUGAAUUUCACAUAUUUCACAUUGUUAGUGAUUGCUACUGAAAAC
This is a messenger RNA of Loa loa (African eye worm), 596 nucleotides long. RefSeq lists its product as hypothetical. Lineage: Eukaryota; Metazoa; Nematoda; Chromadorea; Rhabditida; Onchocercidae. The record is from RefSeq and is a predicted model, not a curated record. The coding region runs from base 1 to 555 and encodes 184 amino acids. The transcript is spliced from 4 exons.